AUGGAGGAACUCAACUUCACUGUGGUGGCAUCGAACGUGUCCAUCUCCGAUUUUUCUGAAUACCAACCUGAUGUGUUCCCUGCAGUGCUGCUGUCCAUCUGCUUCCUGCUGGGAGUUCCUGGAAACAUUGCCGUGGUUCUUCUUAGACCCAGCUUUCAGCAUCUGUCCAGCCUGAGCCAGAGUUUGAUGUUAAAUCUGGCUUUUUCAGACCUGCUCUGCCUGCUGACCCUCCCAGUAUGGAUUUACACGUUUCUCUACAGCUGGACCUUGGGCCUGGAAGCCUGCAAGCUGAUGGCGUACCUCAUGUACUGCAGCGUUCAUGGCAGACAGCUGACUGUGAUGAUGCUGGCCGUCCAGCGCUACCUGCUGGUUGUGCGCCUUAAGAAGUUCCUACAUCUUGGAAGGAAGAGGCUGCUGGUUCUGCUCUGGCUGGUUGCAGCGCUGCUGUCCAUCCCUGCUUUAGUGCUUCCACAGCUGUUCAGAUAUCAGAACAGUUCCCAAUGCGUUCGUGUCUACACCCCUGAUGCACAGAGGGUAGCUGAACUGCUGACUGAAAUCCUGUUAGGAUUCAUUUCCCUUUUUGUUGUGGCGUUUGCUUACAUCCAGGUCCGCAGAAAGGUGAACCAGGCGGCAUUUUUCAACAACCCCCAGACAAACAGACUGGUUACCAGCAUCAUUGUGACCUUUUUUGUCCUGUGGAUGCCGUAUCACACCGUGAAUAUGCUGGGUGUCAUUGCCAUUUCUCUAAACAACGAGAGCUUGUUGAAGUUUUGCACAGACGCCUGGACAAAUGUUACAGCUGUAACAUUUGUGAACAGCUGCCUGAAUCCACUCCUGUAUGCAUUUGCGUCUUACAAAAUGUGUCAAACAACCACAACAAAUAAUGCAGCUGCUGUCACCACCGACGACGAGGUACAAGAAUAACAUCACCAAGAUCAAAUCAUCAGUUUCUGCUCAACUAUCUCUGCAAUGAUGACUUUCUUCUUGAAAAAUUUAUAAACAUUUUCAAAGUUGUUUCUGAAUUUUAAGCUUGACAUAUCAAA
Molecule: messenger RNA, 1043 nt
Organism: Acanthochromis polyacanthus (spiny chromis)
Lineage: Eukaryota; Metazoa; Chordata; Actinopteri; Pomacentridae
Product: C-C chemokine receptor type 7-like
Exons: 1
Coding region: 1-924 (307 amino acids)
Biological process (GO): immune response; G protein-coupled receptor signaling pathway
Cellular component (GO): membrane
Molecular function (GO): G protein-coupled receptor activity
Source: RefSeq, a predicted model, not a curated record